AUGCCUGCCUUCAUCUCCCAAACAUCCUCGCAGGUGUCACUCACCGACAUCAAGCUUGAGUGCGAGUCAGGCUAUGUCUCUGGACAAAACUCAGAAUACUCAUCACCAUCAUCAUCAACCACUCUGCCCCAGGUCUCUCUCACCAAGGCCCACAUCAACCACCUCAACAACAUGCUCGAGGAUAUGCACCCCAUGGACAUCCUCCGAUUCUGCAAGGUCAUGUUCCCUAACCUGUACCAAUCCACUGCUUUUGGCUUGACUGGUCUCGCAACCAUGGACAUGCUCUCCAAGAUCCAGAAGGAGCACCCCAACUCUCCCACUGUCGACCUCAUCUUCCUGGAUACCUUGUACCACUUCAAGGAGACAUACGACCUUGUCGACCGAGUGAAGGAGCGAUACCCCAACGUCCCUGUCCACAUCUUCAAGCCCGAUGGCGUCAACACUACCGAAGAGUUCGAGGACAUGUACGGAAAGGAGAUGUGGAACACCGCCAGUGAGAUGUAUGACUGGAUUGCCAAGGUCGAGCCUCUCCAGCGAGCCUAUGAUGAGCUCAAGGUUGCUGCCGUACUCAACGGUCGUCGACGAUCUCAGGGUGCUGCCCGUGGUUCCAUCCCCAUCAUCGAAGUUGACGAUGAGCGUGGUGUUGUCAAGAUCAACCCUUUGGCCACAUGGUCCUUCAAGCAAGUCAACAACUACAUCAAGGAGAACAAUGUUCCCUACAACGCUCUCCUCGACCAAGGCUACAAGUCCAUCGGCGACUGGCACUCUACUGCCCCCGUCAAGGAGGGUGAAGACGAGCGAGCCGGACGAUGGAAGGGCCAAGACAAGACCGAGUGUGGCAUCCACAACAAGAAGUCUCGAUACGCCGAGUUCGUUGCUAUGAUGGAGCGCAAGCAACAAGAGGAGAAGCUUGCUGCUGCUCUCGAGAAAGUAGCUCUACCCACCGUAUGA
Fusarium tjaetaba is the source of this 951-nucleotide messenger RNA. Its product is annotated as phosphoadenosine phosphosulfate reductase. Gene Ontology annotation, molecular function: phosphoadenylyl-sulfate reductase (thioredoxin) activity. NCBI's taxonomy places the organism in Eukaryota, Fungi, Ascomycota, Sordariomycetes, Hypocreales, Nectriaceae. Bases 1 to 951 code for a protein of 316 amino acids. The transcript has a single exon. Gene Ontology annotation, cellular component: cytoplasm. The record is from RefSeq and is a predicted model, not a curated record.